Aspergillus campestris IBT 28561 is the source of this 610-nucleotide messenger RNA. Its product is annotated as HHE domain protein. The record is from RefSeq and is a predicted model, not a curated record. Lineage: Eukaryota; Fungi; Ascomycota; Eurotiomycetes; Eurotiales; Aspergillaceae. Bases 29 to 583 code for a protein of 184 amino acids. The transcript has 2 exons.
AACAGACUAUCCCCACCAGGCUAUCACCAUGAAACGCAGUAUCAACGACACGGUCAAGGCGGACCAUGUCACAAUCCUAGCAUGCCACAACCGCAUCGUCUACGAGGGAGACAGGAAACAGAAAAUCCGAUUCCGGAACCUUUUUACCUGGGAGGUCGCUCGGACACUGGUCAGCAAAGAGCUGGUAUUGCUUCCCGCGAUGGAGAAAUUCCUACCGGAGGGCGACCUUCUCGCUCGCCAAAACCGAGAUAAUUACCACGCGGUCAAAGCGGAGCUGAAGAGGUUCCAGAAACUCGACCCGACCAGCGCCGACUUCCUACCAAGCAUCAACAAGCUGAUGGGCCACCUGCAGCCGCAGAUCAGAGAGGAGGAGGCACACCAGCUGCCCAUGUUGGAAGGCGUCAUCACCGAUAAGGAAAGCGACGGACUAGCCAAGUCGUUUAACCGGACCAAGAUCUUUCUGCCGACGCGCGCUCACCCUGGCGCGCCUAAUACUCCGUUCUUCGAGACAGCCCAUGGGCUAGUCACAGCGCCGUUUGAUCAGUUUGGUGAUUUGUUUCGCAAGUGGCCGCAACAUGUUUAGGUGUAUCUAAGUUUUAUAAUCAAAGAC